Messenger RNA from Nematocida homosporus, 528 nucleotides. Its product is annotated as DNA-directed RNA polymerase III subunit RPC8. The coding region runs from base 1 to 528 and encodes 175 amino acids. The transcript has a single exon. The record is from RefSeq and is a predicted model, not a curated record. Lineage: Eukaryota; Fungi; Microsporidia.
AUGUUCGUUGAAAUGCUGCACAUAGAGCGACUUUCAAUAUCACCGGAGAAGGAAAAUGUGCCCGAAGCUUUGCUGGCCGAGUUGAAGGUGAAGAUUCCUGGGCGGCAGUUGGGAUGUGAAGGCGUUGCUUUAUUUCCUGUUGGAAUAGAGUCUAUUUCUGAUAUUACUAUUUAUGAAGGUGUUUUGUAUCCUCUAGUGGCUUAUAAGCUGGUAGCUUACCGGGCCUUUCCGGGCGAGAUUUUAAAGUGUGUGGUUGAGAAACAGGACGCAACUGGUGUUUAUUUAAGACAUCCACUGAUACCGGAAGUUUUAGUGCCUUCCUCGCAGUUGCCAGUGCCUUCGCAAUUGGAGACUUUGCCUGGAAAGUCUGGAAAGUAUGCUGAGUUAUGGGCCUGGAAGUACGACGGUGCUCUUCUGUACAUAAGACCGGGCGAUCUCUGUAAAGUAAGGGUUAUUAAAACGGUAGCAUCCGGAACUGUCUACGCUGAUAUAAGUGAGUCUGGGCUAGGGCCCUUGGGCUGGUGGUAG